This is a messenger RNA of Gastrolobium bilobum, 2250 nucleotides long. RefSeq lists its product as uncharacterized. The transcript is spliced from 12 exons. Bases 43 to 1761 code for a protein of 572 amino acids. NCBI's taxonomy places the organism in Eukaryota, Viridiplantae, Streptophyta, Magnoliopsida, Fabales, Fabaceae. The record is from RefSeq and is a predicted model, not a curated record.
UUUGGUGCGUGAAUGGGAGAAUCACCUUCGUAGCUUCCGAAAAUGGGUGACAGAAGAAGGAAGCAGCGUCAUCUGCAAGACGCAUCGACUUCUUCAUCCUCUCCGUCCUCCGCCUCCGACUCCGACUCCGACCGCUCUUCGAGGCGGCGGAGGCGGCGCGAAAAGGAUCGGCGCAGAAGGAACGAGGGAGGCUCCAAGCGAGAAAGGGAGAAGGAAGAGAGAAGGAGGAAGAAGAGAGACAGAGAGAGGAAAUUGAGGAAAAAGAAGAAGAGAGUCCACGAUUCUGAUGUGUCUGAGUCUUCGGAGGAGGAAAAUAGACUUAGGGUUGAGCCUGAAACUGUGGUGCAUGAAAUUAUGAAGGAGUUUCCCAAUGUUGGCAAUGAUUUGAAGCUGCUCUUGCAAAUGAUUGAUGAUGGACAAGCUGUUGACAUAAAGGGUAUAUCAGAAAGAUCUCUAAUGAAGCAUCUGAAGAAGCUGUUCCUUUCCUUAAAUCUUAAGGAAAAUGGAGAUAGUGUUUUCUUACUUCCCUCUAAAGCUCGCCCUACUUUGGAUGUUGUUGGCCCUAUAAUUCACUCUUAUAUGUAUCCCAUGAAGGAGCAAGCUGAUGCUUCUGCAGCAGUGCCUGAAUCAUGUUCAGUUCCAAUAGAUAUGGGAAGUGAACAGAUGGUAAAUGAUCAUAUAACACCAGCACCAGAGGAUCAGUCUGUUGGUCCUACAAGAAGGAUGAUUGGCCCUGCAAUGCCAUCAGCUGAAUUACUCGCUGCUGCUGCUAAAUUAACGGAGGCACAAACUGAGCUCAGAGAAGCGGAAUUGGACGACGAUACUGAACUAUUUGUAGGACCUCCACCACCUGCUAUGGUUUCUGAAGCUGAAUCAGCUAAUGAAGCUGAACGUUUUGAAGAGGUCACCAGGAUCAUGGAAGUUGAGGCUGACAGCCCAUAUGAUGUUCUAGGAGUUAACCAUAAUAUGUCCAGCGAUAACAUAAAGAAAAGGUACUGGAAGAUGUCACUUUUGGUUCAUCCAGAUAAAUGCUCUCAUCCACAAGCCAACCAAGCAUUUAUUAAGCUAAAUAAAGCUUUCAAAGAGUUACAAGAUCCAGAAAAGCGGAAAGAAAUGGAUGAGAAAAUCAAACUCAAGCAAGAACAGGAGGAAUUGAAGGCUGAACUUAAAGCAAUGCGUGAGGCUGCCCUGUGGAGAAGAUCCCAAGGCAUAUCCAUGGAGGGUGAUGAUGUGCUUCUGGCAGAGACAGAGGUUAAAGAGGAACCAAAAAGAGAUGAAUGGAUGACAACAUUGCCUCCAGAGAGGAAACCUGGUGUGACUAUGCAAUCAACCAAGUUUAGCCGGGGCUCAAAGGAAGGUAGAGGUGAUACUGGUGUUUGGACAGACACCCCUGCAGACAGAGCCCAGAAAGCAAAGAUGCAUUAUUUGGAAGCAUACAAUGAGGCUACUGCACUUGCCUCGAAUGAAGAGGAAAAGAAAAGGACUAGUGCGGAUGCAGAUUUGGUGGACAAAUACAAUAAUGCAAAACGAUCAAAAACAUUGGUGCAAAAGCAUCAAGAAGAGGUUGCUAGCAAAUCCAAGAAAAAGUCCAAGCAACAAUCGGAGAAGGAAGAUUGGGUGGGUCAACAUCCAUGGAAGCCAUGGGACCGUGAAAAGGACCUGACAGCUGGGAGGCAAAGUGUAAAAUUGGAUUCAGAAAGCAUGUCUGAGGGCUUAUCUUCAAGGUUUUCUUCUGGAAACUUUCAGAGGAACUUCCUUUGAUUUGAUUAAGAGUUGACAUUUCAUCUGUUUAGCCCUUUCGCCUGGACAAGAUCUGUUCAAUGAGCUUCAUAAAGAAAUUGAAUCAUUCUUUUUCUUGAUGUAGCCUGUAGGUGCUGAAUACAAUCAUGUGCUUCAAAUGCUACGGAGAUUUCUAAUUAUGCAAUUGCGCUCAGUGACGGGCAAAUAUUUUCUGAUGAAGUUUAUGCAAUAAAUGGCCUGAUUUUAGUUGUCAUAAAUUUUACAGGUGUAUAUCUAUCAAGCAUGUUUAUCUGUAGUAUUUAUGUUUGUUGCACGUGGUUAUAGCUAGUAAAAUAGUGGAGAUAGUGGUUAAUAUAGUACGGCAUCUGCAGUAAAAGUUUACAUAUAAUAGCAAAUGUAUGAAGGUUCUAAUUAAGUUCUUGUUUGUUACAAAAUGUCACUUCUAAGAUAGUGCUGUCACAGUUGUAUUAAUUGGCGUAUCUGACUAGUAAGUUUAAGUGGCUCUACUCC